CUCUGUUGCUCAGGUCUGCUCUGCACCAGAAGGAAAACUAAUCGAGUAAGAUCAUUGUGCGGCUCGGGCGGCGCGCUCUCAGGCAGACAUGUUCAGAAACCAGUACGAUAACGAUGUGACGGUGUGGAGCCCUCAGGGGCGAAUCCAUCAGAUUGAGUACGCCAUGGAGGCGGUGAAGCAGGGCUCUGCUACUGUGGGGCUCAAAUCACGCACUCACGCUGUUCUCGUGGCUUUAAAGAGGGCCCAGUCUGAGCUCGCUGCUCAUCAGAAGAAGAUCCUCAAUGUCGAUAACCACAUCGGGAUUUCCAUCGCUGGACUGACUGCAGACGCUCGACUGCUCUGUAACUUCAUGCGUCAGGAGUGUCUGGACUCCAGGUUUGUGUUUGAUCGUCCACUUCCUGUGUCUCGCCUCGUCACACUCAUCGGGAGCAAAACCCAGAUCCCCACACAGCGCUACGGGAGGAGACCCUACGGAGUCGGCCUUCUGAUCGCAGGCUACGAUGAUAUUGGCCCUCACAUCUUCCAGACCUGUCCAUCUGCCAACUACUUCGACUGUAAGGCUAUGUCCAUCGGAGCGCGCUCACAGUCCGCACGCACCUACCUGGAGAGACACAUGGAGCGCUUCCCUGACUGUAAUUUGAACGAGCUGGUGCAGCACGGCCUGUGUGCUCUCAGAGAGACUCUCCCUGCUGAACAGGACCUCACCACCAAGAACGUGUCGAUCGGGAUCGUGGGUAAGGACAUGGAGUUCACCAUCUACGACGAUGAUGACGUGGCUCCGUUUCUCCAGGGGUUAGAGGAGAGACCUCAGAGGAAGCCCGUCCAGCCGAGCGACGAUGCGGCCCCUCCUGCCUCAGACGAGCCGAUGGAGCACUGAGGAAGCGCUGAUGUAGCGAGCGUUAGAGAAGCUGCAGCGCUCGUUCUGCACUAAACACACUCUUCUGUUUGUUUUCUAUCUGUUCUGAAAUCAGCUCAAUAAAAUACAUUUACACUCUCA
Messenger RNA from Clarias gariepinus (North African catfish), 997 nucleotides. It is a transcript of the gene psma1, whose product is annotated as proteasome 20S subunit alpha 1. Lineage: Eukaryota; Metazoa; Chordata; Actinopteri; Siluriformes; Clariidae. Gene Ontology annotation, biological process: ubiquitin-dependent protein catabolic process. Gene Ontology annotation, cellular component: proteasome core complex; proteasome core complex, alpha-subunit complex; nucleus. The transcript has 10 exons. Bases 89 to 877 code for a protein of 262 amino acids. The record is from RefSeq and is a predicted model, not a curated record.